This is a messenger RNA of Camarhynchus parvulus, 3145 nucleotides long. It is a transcript of the gene AP1AR, whose product is annotated as adaptor related protein complex 1 associated regulatory protein. Gene Ontology annotation, molecular function: AP-1 adaptor complex binding. Gene Ontology annotation, biological process: negative regulation of cell motility; regulation of Arp2/3 complex-mediated actin nucleation; negative regulation of substrate adhesion-dependent cell spreading. NCBI's taxonomy places the organism in Eukaryota, Metazoa, Chordata, Aves, Passeriformes, Thraupidae. The record is from RefSeq and is a predicted model, not a curated record. The coding region runs from base 121 to 1014 and encodes 297 amino acids. The transcript is spliced from 10 exons.
GUGCCGGCGCUCGGGGCCAGCCCCGCCCGGCCCUGCGCAGCCACGCGGCGGUGCCGGCCCUUUGUUCCCGGGGGUCCGCGGCCGCCGGGAGGCGGCGGGAGCUGCGGCCAGCAGGAUGCCAUGGGGAACUGCUGGGCGCAGUGGUGCUGCGGCCUGUUCCUGCGGAGGGAUGCCGGCCGCAUCCAGCGCGGCGGAGGAUCCAAGUAUUUUAGAACGUGCUCAACAGGAGAACACUUCACUAUAGAGUUUGAGAACCUGGUGGAAAGUGAUGAGGGGGAGAGCCCAGGAAGCAGUCACAGGCCUCUGACUGAGGAAGAAAUUGCAGACCUGAAAGAGAGACACUACGACUCCAUUGCUGAGAAGCAGAGGGUUGUUGACCUGAAGCUUCAGUCAGAGUUAGCCUUACAAGAGGAGAAGUUAAGACUAGAAGAGGAGGCUUUAUAUGCUGCACAACGUCAAGCAGCCAGGGCAGCAAAGCAGAAAAAGCUCUUGGAGCAAUGUAGGCAGCACAGGAUAACACAGCAGAGAGCACAUGCUGUUAACAAUGGAGAGUUCCAGAGCUGUGUGGCAGAGGAGGACCUCGAUCCUUUCCUGAGGAAUACAAAAUUCCAGUAUGAAGCUUUCCGAAGCAGCAGGCUUUCAUCUGAUGCCACAGUGCUGACACCCAACACAGAGAGCAGUUGUGACUUGAUGACCAAAACCAAAUCAGUGAGUGGGAAUGAUGACAGCACCUCCUUGGAUUUAGAGUGGGAAGAUGAAGAAGGCAUGAACAGGAUGAUCCCGGUGCGGGAGCGCUCCAGGACAGAGGAGGACAUCCUGCGGGCGGCGCUGAAGUUCAACAGCAGGAAGCCGGGGAGCCACCCGGCCUCGGCCUCCGACGAUUCCAACGGGCUGGAGUGGGAGAACGACUUCGUCAGCGCCGCCGCCGCCCUGGACGACAACGGCAACUCCGAGUACGCCGGCUUCGUCAACCCCGUGCUGGAACUGUCGGAGUGCGAGCGCCAGGACAGAUAGUGACAUCCCUGCCUGUCCCCAAAUGCUGCAAAGGGAAUGGAACCCACGAGGCCACUCUGCUCUUUGUAACCUGCUCCCCUUUUUCUGACGGGCGAGCGACAGUCUGAAUUCAGAACUAAGUGCAAUUUUAUCAUCUACCUUCUCCACUUUUAUGAAAACUGUUGUGUAUAUUUCUGGGUAUCUGGAUUUAAUAGAAAAUUAUCUGCACUAAAUUGGAGCUUCGUAGCUUUGACUUGUCUAUAUUUUAACUUGCCUUUUUUUUUUCCUGGAUGAUGUUUCUAUUGAUUUUGUUUUAAAAUUCAUCGUUGGCAUAAUAUUUAUUUCAGAAACAGUUCUCUAUAAUUUAAAACAGUCCUCUUUAAUUUAAUACUUAAAGAUAGAGAAAUAAUUUUUAAAUAUUUCUAUUUCUGUGCUUUUUGACUUGCUCUUCAGCUAUUUAGAGCUGCAAAACAAAUUUGACACAUGGCAAAUUUGCAGAUUUUCCCCUGUCUAGCUUGAAGCCUUCCUAGUCUUCUGUCGUCCUUUUUCCAUUUAUUUUAUUUAUUUAAUUGCUUUAUGCCAAGCAUGGUUAACCUCAAUGAACACAGUAAAACUCAUCAGGUUAGGUAAGGUACUGCCUUGUAUAAUAAUAUGCCAGACUUAGUAAGCGUGUGCUAGAUAGAAAAGCAAAAAUAAAAUAUAAAUUCUCUGUAUGUGUCAAAAAAAUGGGAAUUUUAACCAGUGGAGAACUGGGAGGACCAAAGUCUUGUUUUCCCAGCCCCCCUGAACAGACCAACCUCUGUUGCUACAUGGUCCUUAAAAUUCUUCAGUUGUGGAAAAUUUAUAAUUCCAUUGGACUAGAACAAUUAUGGAAAAGCAACAUCCAGUGAGCAAACAGGGAGGGAUGAUGGCUCUGCUGAUGGCAGGGUGGGAAGAACAAGAACCUAAAGACUGAAUUUUUACACCUGCAUUUUGAAAAGAAAAAAGAAAAAUUCAUGUUUUAACAGUGUGUUAAAGUGCUCUGCCUUUCCUGUGCCUCUCAAGUGGAUGGUUAAUCCUGCCAAUACGCUGAAAUCCAAGGAGGUGUUCAGUGACUGCACCACUGCUGUCCUGUGCUGUGGUUCUCCCCCAGUAUUCCAUGUCAAUCUUACUUUUUAACAAAAGAGAACCUGCAAAGUGCUUGCAGGUCUCAAGCUUUCCCCAAAGUUUCAAAGUAAAGCCAUUCUACUCUGCCGUUAUUUUGUGCAGCUGUCUCGUUUUUCCAGGGGGAAAAGGGUGACAGGGUUUAACUUUGUUUUGGAGUAAAAAGAACAUGUUGUGGUAAGUAAUGAACCUGCUCUGUCAGUCAUCAGAACUGAAUUUGUUGGUGAAAGCUGUGUGGAAAAUGUGGUUUAGCUCAUCUGAAGCUAUCUGGAAUAUUUGGGGCGUUACAGUGUGGAUAAGGAACAGAAAUCCUGCACACUAGGGUUAAAUGUGUACAAGUAACCUGAGAGAACAGAUAAAUCCUGUUGGUAACAUUCCAUCUCUUCAUUUCAGUUAAAUCCUGUUGGUAACAUUCCAUCUCUUCAUUUCAGUUGUAGCUAUGUCACUGGAAAUAUUUGACUGCCAUUAUUUACAUUUGCAAUACUUGUAAUGAGCUUUAAAGACCUGUACACAUCAAAUGUAUAUUUUGGGUUUGGCCUAGGCUACUGCUGUGUGACUUCUCUUGGAUAUUUCUUUGUAUAGUAUAUUCCUAUGGGGAAGGAAGUCAACUUCCUCAACAUGUAAAUAACAUGUUUUUUACCUGCUGAAACUGUCACCUCCCUUGCACUGGUCACUGCUCCUCCUGGCCAGGGAACAUGAGGUGACCUCAUCCUGACCAUGCCUUGAGGAAUUAGCUGACAGUCCUGCCCUUGGGAUGAACAAGCACUGAGGAGAAAGGAGGCUGACUCCAGCUUUUUCUGUGAUGGGCAUGUUCUGUAGCCAUGGUUGAUGAUAACAUAUGCAGUGCUCAGUGCACCACGCUGGGUGACUUUUGAAGUGAUGCUCCAUCUCUGUGAGUAUUUGAGAAAUGGAGGGAUUCUACAAACAGCUCAUGUGAAGCAGUUCCAGGGUACUGUAAAACGCCUAUCUGUACAAAUUGAAGAGUCAUUAAAAUUUUCAACGAGUCUUA